Molecule: messenger RNA, 984 nt
Organism: Dama dama (fallow deer)
Lineage: Eukaryota; Metazoa; Chordata; Mammalia; Artiodactyla; Cervidae
Product: 2-acylglycerol O-acyltransferase 2-like
Exons: 6
Coding region: 1-984 (327 amino acids)
Biological process (GO): diacylglycerol biosynthetic process; triglyceride biosynthetic process
Cellular component (GO): endoplasmic reticulum membrane
Molecular function (GO): diacylglycerol O-acyltransferase activity; 2-acylglycerol O-acyltransferase activity
Source: RefSeq, a predicted model, not a curated record
AUGAGACUCUACAGGUGGAUGGACACCAUUCCCCUUCCGCCCAACUCCCACAAAAGCUUAACAAGCUCUGGCAGCAACAAAACCCAGCAGGUGUCUCAGAUCACACUGGAGCUCAGAGAAGCCUCCAGAGGAAGCAGAGGAAUCAGCACGGUGGAGUUUGCACCUUUGUUUGUGCCACUGCAACGCAGGCUGCAGACCUUCGCGGUCCUGCAGUUGAUCUUCUCUUACUUGGCCCUGCACUUGGGCUGCCGCAUAGUAUUCAUUGGCCUACUGUUCACAAGAUUCUGGAUGAUCAGUAUCUUGUACAUGAUCUGGUGGUACAUGGAUCAAGACACGCCAUGGCAGGGCGGCAGGCAGAGUGCUUUCAUAAGGCACUGGACCAUAUGGAAGUACAUGAAGGACUAUUUCCCCAUCUGGCUGGUGAAGACCGCUGAGCUGGACCCCUCCCGGAACCACCUCGCUGGCUUCCACCCUCAUGGGGUCCUCGCCACUGGAGCUUUCACCAACUACUCAGCGGCCUAUCUUGAGGCAAGCAGAGAGAGCACGGACUCAGAAAAAGUCCGAGUGCCAGUCAUUGGCCCUGAGAAGAGCCAUGACCCACUUGAAGUUAUAAAGCAAGGCCGUGGCAGGGCAGCUCUGGUGCCGAUCUUCUCCUUUGGGGAGAAUGACAUAUAUGACCAGGUUGAGAACUCUCGGGGUUCCUGGUUGCGGUGGUUCCAGGACCGACUUCACAAGAGCACUAGAGGCUCCAUCCCUCUCUUCUGUGGCCGUGGAGUCUUCCAGUACAGCUCUGGUCUCAUGCCCUACCACCGACCCAUCAGCACUGUGGUGGGGAAGCCCAUCAAGGUGCAGAAGACACCACUUCCCUCCCAGGAGGAGGUGGACAGGUUUCACCAGCGCUACAUGAAAGAGCUGGAAAAUCUCUUCGAAGCCCACAAGCUCAAGUACAACGUCCCCAGAGACCAACACUUGGAGAUCUGCUGA